This is a messenger RNA of Podospora anserina S mat+, 1041 nucleotides long. RefSeq lists its product as uncharacterized. Lineage: Eukaryota; Fungi; Ascomycota; Sordariomycetes; Sordariales; Podosporaceae. The record is from RefSeq and is a predicted model, not a curated record. The transcript has a single exon. Gene Ontology annotation, molecular function: oxidoreductase activity, acting on NAD(P)H, oxygen as acceptor. Bases 1 to 1041 code for a protein of 346 amino acids. Gene Ontology annotation, cellular component: intracellular anatomical structure.
AUGAACCCCUCGGCAGCAAGAGCUUGCCGCUUCGCCUCAAGGCAAGCCCGCCUCUCCCAAAACAUCACCCGCUCCAAACCACCAACCCCCCUCACCUGCACACCAACCACCACCCGCCUCCUCCACACCUCACCACCCCUCCUCACAAAAGUAAAACCCCAAAACCCGGACCCCACCCAAAACAAAACCUCCCCACGCGUCUCCCCCUCCGAAAACAUCGGCCGCCAACGCUUCUCAGACUUCGACCUCGGCGGCAAAGUCUACAUCGUCACCGGCGGCGCCCAAGGCCUAGGCCUCACCCUCGCCGAGGCCCUCGUCGAAGCAGGCGGGAAAGUGUACUGCCUGGACCGACACCCCUCCCCCUCUGACCCAGAGCAAUGGGAGCAAGCCAACUCCCGCGUCGUCCCCUCCUGGGGCGGCUCCCUCCACUACUGCCAGCAAGAUGUCGCCGAUAUUGACUCCCUCAACUCCCUCAUUGCGAAGAUUGCGGAUGAUAAUCAGCGGUUGGACGGGGUGGUGGCUGCUGCGGGGAUUCAGCAGAUCACCCCGGCGAUGGAGUACACCCCCGAGGACGUCGCCAAGAUGCUAGAGGUGAAUUACACUGGUGUGUUCAUGACUGCUUCCGCAGCAGCGAGGCAGAUGUUCAAGCACAAGACAAAGGGGGCGAGUAUUUGUCUUAUUGCCAGUAUGAGCGGGCUGAUUGCCAACAAAGGCUUGCUCAGCCCGGUGUAUAAUUCCAGCAAAGCCGGUGUGAUUCAGUUGGCGAGGAACCUGGCCAUGGAAUGGAGCCCUACGAGGCCGGAUGGCAGUGGGGGGAUCAGAGUGAAUUGUAUUUCUCCUGGCCAUAUCCUUACGCCGAUGGUGCUCAAGAACUUUGAGGAGGUGCCCGGGCUGAGGGAGAAGUGGGAGGCGGAGAACAUGAUGGGAAGGCUGGCGGAGACGAGCGAGUUCAAGGCUGCGGUGCUGUUUUUGAUGGGUAAGGGGAGCAGUUUCAUGACGGGUGGGAAUCUUGUUAUUGAUGGGGGUCAUACGGCUUGGUAG